Molecule: messenger RNA, 1503 nt
Organism: Dissoconium aciculare CBS 342.82
Lineage: Eukaryota; Fungi; Ascomycota; Dothideomycetes; Mycosphaerellales; Dissoconiaceae
Product: SWI/SNF complex protein
Exons: 4
Coding region: 1-1503 (500 amino acids)
Biological process (GO): regulation of transcription by RNA polymerase II
Cellular component (GO): SWI/SNF complex; nucleus
Source: RefSeq, a predicted model, not a curated record
AUGCAGACUUACCGAAACUAUCCGGCGCAAAACCAGCGCAGCCCACAGGCGACGCGACGAGGUGCUCCUGGAGCUCUGCUCGCUCCUCCGCAGCUACACAGCAUCCUUCACGCCGUCAAUCUCGAGAAUCAGCGCCGAAACGAAAUGUUCCGCCGCCAGGCGCGGAAACCUACCGAUCGCGAUAUCCCUCGUGACGUGUCCGACAUCACGAUAGGCGAUGGAGUAGAACGAUACCGCAAACUUAGGGACGUGGAGCGUCGACUGGACGCUGUGAUGAUGCGCAAGCGCUUGGAUAUCAGUGAGAAUGGCCAGCGACGGUUCGCUCGCCGGGAGGGCGUCCUGCGCAUUGCCAUAUCCAACACAGCGGAAGGACAGCCAUGGCAGGUUAUGGAAGACGGAAAUGGCCACGAGGAUGGAGGCAUGUUCGAGUUGAACGAGAACCAAGCCACAUAUCGCAUGAAAAUUGAAGGUCGCUUAUUAGAGGACCCCAGUGAGGACGACGACACCGAGGCGCUCGCUUCGGCGCAGCGUCCACGACUCAGCCAUUUCUUCAAAGCGGUUACAGUUGAUUUUGAUCGCAAUCCCAACCUUCAACCUGACGGCUACAGCCAAAUCGAAUGGCGCAAACCCUCGUCACGAGAGAAGAAUGGCACGACGGAUUCGUCAAGUACUGAAGUCAACUUUGAUACUUUGGAAUUUGAGCGCAAGACGGAUGAGAACAUGGAUGUUACCAUCAAUCUCGUCCGCGAUGAGAAGCACGAGCGCUUCAAGCUGAGUCCAGCACUCGCGGACCUGCUUGAUACCAACGAGGAUGAUAAGACCGGCGUCGUGCAGGGCAUCUGGGACUACUGUCGGGCCAAUGGUCUCCAAGAGGACGAUGACAAAAGGAAAAUUGUCUGCGACGAGCCGCUGCGAAAGGUCUUUAACCAGGACACCCUGUACUUCCCGCACAUCCCGGAACUCCUCUCGCCUCACCUCGCGCCCCUUCCGCCGCUCCAGCUCUCCUACACGAUCCGCGUCGAUAAGCCGUACAUCUCACCACCACCAGGCUCCGACACCACACCAUCUGCACCCACCAUCUAUCAUGUCCGCGUCCCUCUCCCAAAUCCUCUCCACGCCGCGCUGCAAACUAUACAAACUUCGACGACUCACCUCUCCAGCCUCCACAACCUCGUUCAGCUAGACGAUGAGCUCGCCUUGCUGGUCCAGAAAAUUCAACAAACGACCGCCAAGCGCACUUUCUUCGACCGCUUGAGCAAGGAGCCCCAUGCCUUCGUGCCUCGAUGGAUCGCUAGCCAACAGCGCGAUCUUGCUGUCAUCCUGGCCGAAGGUACAAGAAGCGGCAUCGCAGCAGGAGGGACUGGCGAGGGCAGUACGGGAGAUGCUGUGGGUGUGGGUAUGGAGGAUGCGCUGCGGAAAGGUGGCAGUGAUGGUGUCUGGGGCAGCGAGUUGGCGAGGGAGAGUGUGGGUCUGUUCCUGGCUAGAGGAGGCAAAGCCCAUUAA